CUGCUCAGUCUUUACUGUAAACUCAGAGAGGAAACAUGCCCGAACCCGCCAAGUCUGCGCCCAAGAAGGGCUCCAAGAAAGCGGUCACCAAAACCGCCGGCAAAGGAGGCAAGAAGAAGAGAAGGACCAGGAAGGAGAGCUACGCCAUCUACGUGUACAAGGUGCUGAAGCAGGUCCAUCCCGACACCGGCAUCUCCUCCAAGGCCAUGAGCAUCAUGAACUCGUUCGUCAACGACAUCUUUGAGCGCAUCGCCUCCGAGGCUUCCCGUCUGGCUCACUACAACAAGCGCUCCACCAUCAGCUCCAGGGAGAUCCAGACUGCCGUGCGCCUCCUGCUGCCCGGUGAGCUGGCCAAGCACGCCGUGUCUGAGGGAACCAAGGCGGUCACCAAGUACACCAGCUCCAAGUAAACCAGCUGCCAAUACUGCUGCUGCUGCUCGGACACAACAACACAACGGCUCUUUUAAGAGCCACACACACAACACUGAA
Molecule: messenger RNA, 489 nt
Organism: Gambusia affinis (western mosquitofish)
Lineage: Eukaryota; Metazoa; Chordata; Actinopteri; Cyprinodontiformes; Poeciliidae
Product: histone H2B 1/2-like
Exons: 1
Coding region: 36-410 (124 amino acids)
Cellular component (GO): nucleosome
Molecular function (GO): protein heterodimerization activity; DNA binding; structural constituent of chromatin
Source: RefSeq, a predicted model, not a curated record